Molecule: messenger RNA, 2115 nt
Organism: Uloborus diversus
Lineage: Eukaryota; Metazoa; Arthropoda; Arachnida; Araneae; Uloboridae
Exons: 3
Coding region: 30-923 (297 amino acids)
Source: RefSeq, a predicted model, not a curated record
CCUUGAAUAGCUACCUCAAUUUGUGUUAAAUGCAGCGCCGUUUGAGCGAAUCCGUUUGUGUUGCCACUUUUGGAAACGAAAUAUUCAACGAGCAAUGUCCGCUGGAUGGUAAACCAAACGAAAAUUGGCAAGAAUUACAGCAAUUUUGGAACCCGAAAAUGAGGGUUCAAGAAUUCAAUAGACAGAACUCUAUACCUUGUGGUCUUGAAAAUCAUCUAAACAAUCAUUACAUUAAUGGAAUUCCAUGGGAAAUAAGUUCGAAGGAUCUAAAUGAAGACCUCAAGUCUGUUGUUGUGAGCGGUAAAGACAUCUGUGACAUCCCUACCUCGUAUGAAGCGAUUGGCUUCAAGCCAGAAGAGCUUAUUGUGAUCGGAACAUUCGUAGACAAAAAUAUCGUACCCGGCUUCAAAUACAAAGUAAGAAAAAAUCUCACAGAUGAGUACCUUUUUGACGGCAAAUCUCUUCACCUCGAAAGCAUCGGACUUGGUUACGGAAAAAGAUUGACAUUCCAAAGUGAAACUCUCAAUGAAAACAAAAACUUUUUUUGGUCAGACAGCCGCACGCACGGGUAUGGCUUCACAUUUCAGCCCAUAGAGCAAGACGAUAUUUUCAGGAUAAAAGACAUCUCCAAUGGACAGACAGUCGGGAAAGUCACUGUCAACAAUCCUUCAGUGGACAUAAAUCUUGAGUUAAGUACAGUAGUACAGGAACAUGGUGAAGUACAGAAAGAAGUACGAGUGCAAUUUUCGUGCGACGUUACGUUAAGUGAUAGCUGUAACAAGCAGAACAUUUUUGUUGAGAAUGUUACUGUAACUGGAGUGGCAAUUGUUACGAGGAAGGACACCGCAAGUAGAGCUAAAGUAGAGAAAAUUAUUGUUCAUGAUUUUAUCAUUGAAAAUUGCGAACUUCUUACUGAGGAAUGAAAUUAGAACAAUACAGUCAUCAUAAAAAAAACUAUUCAGCACACAAAAAUCAAUCAAGUACCUCAGUUAAUCAUUUAAACCAUAUUUAUGAAUUUAUGGUGUUUUUAAAAGAUAAACAAAAAAAUUCCGAAUUCAUAUGAACUAUAAGAGGAGCUGCAGUUUCUGACUAAAGGCAGCAGAAAGAAAUAAAACCAAGAGCAACUCACUUCCGUAAUAUAUAGCUUGCCCAAUGAGACAUCUGCCAUGGCUGUGAAAAAUUGAAAUGUUUUACCACUUUGGCUAAUUUCUUAAAUCACCGCAAGGUGGCUCACUAAGCUGUAGAAUUCGUUACUAUUCUGUAAUUCAAAAUUCGCAGACGAUUUUGAACAUUUUUUUUUUCGUUUUAAUUGUCUCAGUUCCGUACAAAAUACAAAAAUAAAGAAUUCGCAGUUCUAGAUUUUGAUGUAGCGCUUUGUGGUGAUUUAAGAAAUUAAUAAAAGAGGUAAAUUAUUUCACCUUUGCAAAGACAAGGCAGAUGUCUCAUUGGACAGCUCAUAUCCUACGUCAGUGGCUCGGUCUUGGUUUUACCUCUUUCAGCCACCAUUAACCAGAAACUGCAGCGCCCCCUGUACUUUAUUUGAAUUGGGAAUAUUGCUUUAAAAAAAAAAAGCGCCAUAGAUAACAUAGCAAUGCACUUUACUUCUCUCUUUCGCUUUUUCAUUUUCCCUAAGAUUUUAAAGAUAGUAAUAUUCGACAUAGUUGUGCUGCAUUUCCCUCAUAUCAUCAAAUUAUCAAAGCUAUCUCAUAAAGCAUAAAGCUAUUGCGUGUCUAAUAGAAGUUCACAGAAAUCUCAAGAAAAAUAUCAGUUUAACAGACUUGAAUGUCCUACUGAUGAUCUUUCCUCCUUACUUAAAAAAGAACUGAAUGAAAAAUCUUUAAAAAGAGCAUUAUAUAUUUUGACUUAAUGUUGGCAAUAAAUAUCGAUUAAAUAUUACUUAUGUUGGUGAGUUUCAACUUCAUUGAGAUAAAUGUAGUAUCUUAUGCAUACUUAUAUAUUGGCUUGUUUCGUAUUUAUCAGUAUUUUUGUUUUAGAGCUUACUUUAACUUUACACAGAGUAAAGUUAAAAAAAUUAUACAAUUCAUUGCUGCAUAGUUUUAGCCAAAAAUAUAUCAGUUAUGUAGUAUUUUCACUGUUUUUAAUGUACAUAUAUAU